Molecule: messenger RNA, 3188 nt
Organism: Triplophysa rosa
Lineage: Eukaryota; Metazoa; Chordata; Actinopteri; Cypriniformes; Nemacheilidae
Gene: mon1bb
Product: MON1 secretory trafficking family member Bb
Exons: 6
Coding region: 528-2303 (591 amino acids)
Biological process (GO): protein targeting to vacuole; vesicle-mediated transport
Source: RefSeq, a predicted model, not a curated record
GUUCUUAACAUCAAGCUUCCUGAAGCACCGGCGGCUGAGUCAGUUGCAUUGAGCGAAAGCGAAAAAUCGUCUUGGGUUUUAACCACGGUUUAUUUAUUCUUUCGGACAUGAGUGUUAUGGCGACCGAUAGUAAAUCAGUUCACGAGACCAGUCAUUUAUCGGGAUAGAUAAUGAGCGUGUUCAAUAAAUAAUGUAGACUAUCUUAAAUUACUGUUUUAUCGUUUAUGGACAUCUUUCGUUAACGGAGAGCUCUGAGAUUAAAACCACUUGUUAUUUUGACUGACUUCGCUGUAUACUGUCUAUCUGUUUAUCGUUGUUUAACUAUCUGCGGCAGCGUGACCGUGUAGGUAACAUGGGAUAACAGUAGUAAUCGCGUUAAUCGGGUUUAGACUUCACCGUCCCACACUAAGUACGAACAUUUAGUAUAUUGAGUUGAAAUGAAAUGAAAUUUGAAGUAAUACCUGGCAACUUCACUUUAUAAAUUCAGUUGUUUUAAUGUUGACGUGAAUGAGAGCAGUCAAGGAAACAUGGAGCAGGUAAACAUUUGCGAUCCGUCCAUCAUUCCGCAAUGCCCUGAUCAAACAGAUGUUGCACAUCCACACACUGAUGCUCCGUCAGAAAACCACACAGACUUGCUUACGGAAGAUGAUCAUUGUGUAAAUGAAGAUCACUGGAUGCCUUCACACCCAGAGGGGAUCUUGGAGUCAUCAGACCCCACAUCAGAGGAGAACCCUCGACCACAAGACCAUCUACCAGAUCUUCAGAAAGUACACAUCGACUAUGACACGUCCUUGUGUGCCGGGGGUUCAGAGACUGAUUCUGGGAAAGCGUCCCAGGACUCUGCCCUGGACAACGGUCAUGAUGACUCGGGCGAGUUUGUCGUAACUAUGUUAGCCCGGGGUAAGAUAGAAGAGCAGGGCAUGGGUACGAAAGGUGCCUCAUCCCCUCUGUCUGAGACCGGGACACCUGUGGGACCUCCUUCGCAUAGGAAUGAGGAUGUGACGGCGGAGAGUUGGAGGCGGCACAGGAAGCAUGUGUUUGUGCUGAGUGAGGCUGGGAAGCCCAUCUACUCUCGGUAUGGCAGCGAGGAAGCCCUGUCCUCCACCAUGGGGGUGAUGAUGGCUCUCGUGUCCUUUGUUCAGAGUGGAGACAAUACGAUUCGCUCAGUCUACUCGGAUGAGCACACUGUUGUGUUCAUGCAGAGAGGUCCUCUGGUCCUGGUGUCUGUCUCCAGCAGCCGACAGUCAGAGCAACAGCUCCGUCAAGAGCUCCUCUACGUCUACAACCAAAUCGUCAGCAUGCUCACGCAGGCCAGCAUCACCCGCAUCUUCGAGCACAAGAAGAACUACGACCUGCGCCGCUUGCUGGCAGGCUCCGAGAAGAUUCUCGACGGGCUCCUGAACCUGGUGGACUCGGACCCCAGCUUCUUGCUCUCCGCUGUGCACUGUCUCCCGCUGGCCUCGUCUCUCAGGGAUUCCCUCAGCCAAAUCCUUCAAAAGGCCAUCACGCCCAAUCUGGUCUUUUCUAUCCUCAUAGCUAAGAACCAGCUACUGACCAUAGUGCAAGAAAAGACGGUCAUUGAGGAUGCCAGGCUGGACCCUGCAGACCUCCACCUUUUGCUUAACCUCAUCGGGGCUUCGUCCGCCUUUCAGGCUGGGGAGAUCUGGACGCCCAUUUGCCUGCCCAGCUUUAACCCUGACUGUUAUUUUUAUGCCUAUAUUUCCUAUCUGGAUCCUCCAGAAUGUACUGUGUGUCUUGUUCUACUCUCAACUGAUAAAGAGGCGUUCUAUUCGGUGGCCGAGUGUAAGAGGAAGAUCGAGGAGGCUAUGCAAACUCAGAAUGCGUUGAACUCAAUAGCUAAAGCUCAUCUGUACAGUGUCAGUCAGGUGGGAGUGUCGGAUCUCAGGCAUUUCAUGUAUAAACCCUUUGAUGUGCCCGACAAUCAUCGCCAGCUAACACAGUUUACCAGCCCGGAAAUGGAGGCCCCUUACAGCAGCGAGGAGGAGAGGAUGAGACUUCUGGACCUCUACAGAGACAUGCACAGCCGCAUCCACAGUACCUCACGUCCCCUUAAUCUCAUCUACCACGUGGCUGAACGGGAGACUCUUCUGGCUUGGGUCACGAGCAAAUUUGAGUUGUACACAUGCUUCAGCCCCCUUGUCACGAAAACCUGUGCCAUCAACGCCAUCACCAAACUGCUGCGCUGGAUCAAGAAGGAGGAAGACCGUCUAUUUAUUCGUUACCCUCCAAAAUACUCCACAACCCCUAACCCUAGUAAAAGCUCUAAAGGAGAUGCCCACUGAUGUGCUGUGAACUGAUCAACUAAUCAUCAGUUUGUGGAGGACGUGCAUCCCUGUAUCUACACUUAACAACUCUCCAAAACUCGGUUCUAGAAGUUAACCAAAUAAUCCUACAAUGGAUUAAUAGUUUGAUGCAUUUAAUCGAUGAUUUUGGGGGGUUUUGACUGUUUGACAAACUCGUCCUGGAUGAAUUGGAUACGUUUUUAUAAAUUAUGAAAAAAGUAACAUUUUGAAAAGGCGGUAAGGUGAUCUUGUUUCCUUUACUGAUAAUUUCACAGGAAUGUUUAAGUAUUAAAACAACAAUCCAAUAAAAUAUGGAAUCUUCAGUCUUAAACAUUAUGUGGAUAUGGCCGACUAAUGCAGCUACGACAUGAUUGUUUUACUUUACAAGAAAAUACAAUAAUGUUUUUAGGAAUUAAAUUAGGUCAGGAUGUUUGUUAUGCUAUAAAAUGUAAUAUUUCUCAAAUUUUGUCUCCCACGUCUGAAGUAAAGAGGCUAGCGGUUUAUCAUGGUCUUAACAUGUGCAGUAGUUUUUCUGUUCAGUUGUUCAUUUGUACUUUGUCAGAAGUUUAACAAGGACUUUUUCUCUAUGGUUUUGUAUCUGAAACCAAAAAAAUCUCUUUUACUAUAGAAUUAUUGCAUUCAUCUCUAUUCUCAUCAGGUUUGUGGAAAACACAUCUUGUCUGUUUUUGCAUUGUUAGGAACAUCUUAGUGCAUUAUGAAAUUAUAUAAGGUCCAUCAUAAUAUUUGGACAAGAAUAAUAAUAAUGUGCAAUGUUUACUCAGAUUUGGAGAAAUUGCGGUUUCUUUUUUCCUGGAAAAUUACUGGUUGAAACCAUUUUAAUUCAAGAGGAGUAAUAUAUUGGUGCUGUAAUAAACCUCUAAAGUU